Molecule: messenger RNA, 1837 nt
Organism: Eruca vesicaria subsp. sativa (arugula)
Lineage: Eukaryota; Viridiplantae; Streptophyta; Magnoliopsida; Brassicales; Brassicaceae
Source: the annotation of a GenBank genome assembly
UCAUUUCUGGUCAAAACCGUCAUUAUAAUCAAAACCCUAGAUAACCACGGAGAGAAUCUGAUGUAGUCGGAAAACAUCCAUCAGAUCUUUAAACGGAGGUUUAUCGUCUCUCACUGAAGAGUUCAGUUUCCUCUUCACUCUUCACUUCUGAAACAGACAGUUCGGUCGGAAACUGAAUCGUGUGUCAUAAAAACAUCACCUUUUGUAAUGUAUUCUUCUCUGUUACUCCAUAGCAAAAAGUGUCUCGAGCUUCAUAAAUCUCGCACCUUUCGAGCUAUUACAGUGACCCUUCUUCAAAAUGCAUCUCCUUUCCACAACCACUUCUCCUCUGUACCCACUACUGAUCCAGAUUCAGUUCUGAAUCUUCUCACAAGUCACGGCUUCACAUCCACACAGAUCUCCAAAAUCAUCACCACUUACCCACGCUUACUCACACUCGACCCUCAAACCUCCCUUCUGCCAAAGCUUCAAGCUUUACAGUCCCUCGGAGCUUCAACCUCUGACCUCACAGAGAUCGUCUCAAAAGUCCCCAAAAUCUUAUCCAAAAGAGGCUCAAAAUCCACCGCCUUGUACUUCGACUUCAUCAAAGACAUCAUACACAACGACAAAGAAGAAGGACAAACUGGUAAAACCACGAAGCUGCUACGUCGUUCUUCUUCUUCUACAACAACAGGUAAGCAAGGGAAUAAGAUACGAAACGUUACCGUUUUGAGAGAGAUGGGAGUCCCUCAACGGUUUUUAUUCUCGUUACUCGUCUCUGAGAGCCAACCUGUGUGUGGGAAAGAGAAGUUCGAAGGAUCAGUCAAGAAGGUAGUCGACAUGGGUUUUGAUCCGAAGACGUCUAAGUUUGUACAAGCUCUACACGUUUUUUACGAAAUGAGUGAGAAAACAAUAGAGGAGAAAGUUAACGUGUAUAAAAAGUUAGGGUUUAGGGUUGAAGAAGUUUGGGAGAUGUUCAACAAGUGGCCUUACUCGUUGAAGUUUUCAGAGAAGAAGAUUACUAAGACUUUCGAGACGCUCAAGAGAUGUGGUUUAAACGAUGUUGAGGUCGUGUCGGUUAUGAAGAAGCGUCCGGAAUGUAUGCGUUCUUCUGAGGAGAAGAUAGCAAACUGUGUUGAGACGUUUUUGGGGAUUGGGUUUAGUGGUGAUGAGUUUGUGGCCAUGGUGAAGUGUUUUCCCACUUGUGUGGGGCUUUCUGCUGAGACUGUGAGGAGGAAGAUUGAGUUUUUGGUUGGGGAGAUGAGGUGGACGUUGAAGGAUGUGGUUGGGAUACCUCCGGUUCUUGGGUAUAGUUUGGAGAAGAGGAUGGUUCCGAGGUGUGGUGUGAUAAGAGUUCUUGUGGAGAAAGGAGUGAUGAGAAGAGGAAGAGGAGGAGGAGGAGGAGAUGGGAUACCUCCUAUGUCUUCUGUUUUGGCGUGUAGUGAUAAGGUGUUUUUGAAUAGGUUUGUGUUGAAGUAUGGUAAGCUUGUGCCUGAGCUGAUGGCUAUCUUUGGUGGAGAUAAGAAAAAAGGAUACACUACAACAAAGAAAGUUAAAGGAUUGUGUCUUUCUGUGAGUUAGAUUCUUGAAUUUGUUUUUUUUCUUCUUUUGGUCUCAUUAUAAUUUGUCAAACAGAUUUGAAUUGAUUUAGUGAAUGAAAGCUUGUGAGAGAUUGCUUUGCUUGUGAGAGAAAGCAGAGAAGUUCUUGAGUUUUUUUGCACAGUUGAUCUUAUGAACAAGAAGCUUAUUGUGUAAACCGGUUAAUAAAACGUUAACCGAUAGUAGUCAAACCCAAUUGAAUGGUACAGUACUAUGUAAAUUAUGCUUGGUGAAUGAAAAGCUUAUGAGAGUGUUUUGC